CUUUCUUUCUCCCAUCACUGUAACUUUAACUUACGCCUGUCUUCCCGAGCGCUGCAUCAUUCGUAAUUACCUCUCGCCAGACUUCCGAGGCGACCUUUACAUCCGAGCCAAAAGUAAGGAAGAAGGCUGUGAGUAAGCACCUACCGCCCAACCUCUGUGAGUCGUGUUCCAGGGGUCUCGUCGGAAGUCGCCAUUUAGCACUGCUCUAUCAGUGUACGGCAUCAAGGAGACAGGCGCCUUGACCGUGGGCCCGCAAACUGACCGAAGUUAGGCUAUGGGAACCUGAAAAGGCACUCUCAAUCUCAUAUCUGUGGAGACCUAUUUGGUGUUUCUUUGGAGUCCGAACGGCCUUAAAUUAUUCGUUGAUACGACCCGUGGUUGCUUUCUCCGACUCUCUGCUCUGCUACGAUGAUUCACGAAGAUAUAACUUACGACAAGGAAUUGCGUCUAGGUGGUGGGAGAACUAGUAGCGUUUUCAGAGGAACUUUGAACGGUGGUAGCGUUGCGGUAAAGGUGCUGAGUGCCGAGGUGUCACCCGAUAAUUUGCUUAAUCGCGUGCAGCAAUGGCAGAAAAUGAAUCAUCCGAAUAUCUCUCAAGUGUUUGGCAUGUCUCCCGACGACCAAGAUCCACUAUACAUCGUCAUGCCAUGCUAUUUUCAGGGGAACAGCCGCCAUUACUUGAAUCAAAACCCAAAUGUCGAUCGACGUAAAAUUGUCUUUCAAACUGCUUUGGGAAUGCAAUAUCUUCAUUCAUGUAACGUUGUGCACGGGGGCCUGAAGCCAUCUAACAUUCUCAUCAAUGAUUCCGGAGAUGCAUGUGUAUCUGAUUGGAGUAUGGUGGAUUUCCAGACAAGUCGGGAUAAAGAAGCGCAUAGGUACUAUAGUCCUGAGGCCUGGAAAGGGACAACGUCGUUUCCAUCCGAUGUUUACGCAUUUGCUAUGAGCGCAUAUGAGCUCUUCACUUCGACACUUCCAUGGGGUGUACUUCCCGAGAAGCACAUAUACCGACUCGUCGUAUAUGAGAACAGUCGACCCGAUCGUCCAGAUCCAACCAUUGAGGCGAGAGCCGGGUUGACUGACCACAUAUGGGGGAUCAUCGAAGAGUCCUGGCACAAGGAAUCCCGCCUUCGGCCAAGUUUCGACAUCAUUAUCCAACUGUGGCAGAGUGCACCCGUCAACGUUCCAGGCAAAGAUGUAGGGGCCCUUUCGUCAAGAUUCAACAAUAUGUCGACUGGGAGUAUCAGAAGUCCGGCACAGUCCAUAAGGUCACUGGAUUCAGGUCCACCGGCGUAUGAAGCGUCUACAUCCAUGGCAGCGCCUUCGGGUUCUCCGGUUUUGCCAGAGUCGGCUCCCGCUCGAUUCAACAUGUCACCUCCUCCGCCUUUUGGUGGGAGGGAUGGCGGUGUACGAAGCGCAAGUCCACGAUCUAAUGGGUCCGUUUCACCUCAGCCUUUAGGACAGCAUGCGUCUUUCCCCUCCUUGUCUUAUCGAGAAAAUCGUCCCAAUGCUCCCUCCAAUUUUGAACCGAUGUCAACUUGGGAUACAAACUAUUCUUCGUUUGGAAAAGCUUACACUCCAAAUCUGCCAGUGUUCCCUGAAGAGGACCCGCACUUCGGCAGGCGAAUUACAUAUGCUCCGUCAUCUGCGCCCCCCACGGGUCUGGGAAGGAGUGACUCUACAGUGUCAUGGCAGCCUAAUCGGCGUGCUUAUGCACCUAGCCAAAAUGCCUCUAUGUCAUGGGACAGGCAGUCCAUCCGUAGCGACAACGUUUCUGGUUCCAGCAUCACACAACCCGUCAACGCUGUUCUAUUGGUUGGCGCACUGCAAUCAGAGGUGCUGUCCACACGGAGCCGUGAUAUGAUCGAUUCGUGUCUCGUUAAAGUGCAUUUCCUUGCUCAGUCCGAUAAAGGCGCGGAGAGAUUGGUUACUGCAAAUAUCGUCCCGACUUUGAUCCAUCUUCUCAAAAUACGAGCAGCGAAUGGAGAAGGCUUGGAGAUAGUCUUGGCUUGUCUUGGUCUCGUCGCUCACGACUCAAUCAGUGCUAAUACGAUUUUCCGCACCAACACCGUCAAUACCUUGAUAGAGCUAGUCAUCUCAUCGCUCUCGCAAGAUGUCGUCACCCUCGCUAUAUGGUGUCUGCAUCGCAUGUGCCGCACCCCCGAAAUCUCCAAUGGGCUAAUCAAGCGAAAUUUAGUCCGCAUACUUAUCGAACGGGGUAUUCGGUCGUCUCUGCUGACCGCCCGAAUGACAGCUUGGUGUCUUGGUAUACUCAUUCAUACCGAUGCUCAAGCGGACCAGCUCAACGACCUUGGCGUCAUUCCCGAACUUGUGGAGUACUUGAGGCGUGCAUCUUCGGACCCCAGUGCGUCGCCGGAUGAUGUAUCUGCGGCAUUGUAUGCCAUAGCACGUAUAGCACGAUCCAUCAAACUUGGCAAAACAUUGGCCAAAGCCGGUUGUGUGGGAUGGCUAUCGGAGCACCUUGCAUCAUCGACAGAGCCUUCGAUACUGUUAUGGGCUGCGCGCGCAGUUGGGUGCAUGAUGCGGCCCAAUAGCGCUGACAUUUCUAAAAUACUCUUAGACGCUGGCAUUGCGAAGGGGCUUGCAAGGUUGCCGAGUGUCCUUCCUUCAGAUGAAGUCGAGCCUCUGGGAUCGUUCGCAUUUGCGGUGCAGAGGUUUAGUUGUGCCGAAUGGGGUUCAGGGACGAGGAAGGCCCUUGUGGACGCUGGAGUGGUGGAUUCGCUUUUGGCUGCCCUAAGGACUGUUGCGGAUGAGCCGAAACCUCAAAUACAUGUGGAGAUGGCACUUGCUGUUAGUUUUUUGGGUGACGUUGGGGGAGCUGCGAUAAGGAAAGAGAUUAUCAGCGCGGGUGGAAUCACUAUUUUGAAGAGGGUGGGCGCCAAUGGGAGUCCAGAGGUGGCUAAAGCAUGUGGGAUGGCAGUGACGAGUAUAACCGGGAAUCUGUGGACAAGAAAUGCUGCGUCUGCAAAAACAGCAAUGACACACAACUGGACUGGCGGAUGCCCGGAUUAUUUUGUGGAGUGUCCAGUCGUCCUUGUGACUCAAGACGCUUUGUAACAAAGUUAAGCUCAUUAUGAUUAUGUCGUCAGUAUUUAAACCUUCGUGUUAUGCUGUAUUUUGAAUUUCCUCUAACACAUCAGCCUAGUAUGUCUAUGGACUUUAUCUAAUACUAAUCCGUCUCGCGGGGCCUCUUACAAUAUCUUUAAAAAGCGAAAAUGUACUAUAUAUUGUUGUAACUUGUAGUAGAAUCACGGAGUGCGGUGCACUUGUUCCAAUUGAAGCUAGAGCCUCGACAGAUACGAGUUCUGCGAGUAUUUAAUAAAGCGGCUUGCCAGGCCAGGGC
Desarmillaria tabescens is the source of this 3361-nucleotide messenger RNA. RefSeq lists its product as uncharacterized. The transcript is spliced from 12 exons. The coding region runs from base 409 to 3075 and encodes 888 amino acids. The record is from RefSeq and is a predicted model, not a curated record. Gene Ontology annotation, molecular function: protein serine/threonine kinase activity; protein binding; ATP binding. Gene Ontology annotation, biological process: protein phosphorylation. NCBI's taxonomy places the organism in Eukaryota, Fungi, Basidiomycota, Agaricomycetes, Agaricales, Physalacriaceae.